AUGCCCUGUCAUGUUGAUACGAUUGUAAAAAUAAACCAAAUACGACAAACUUACAAGGAUGAGACUAAAUUAACAAUAUAUGCAACUGGUACUUAUCCUGUUGAAAGCGAAGAUCACGAACUAGAAAUGGUUUUAUUCAUUCCGAUAAAUGAUGAGGAGAGAGAUCCCAACACACAAUCGAUUUUCGAAAAAAAUGAAUUUUAUUGUGUUAGUGGAAAAAUUGUGUUUCCAAACUUUAAUAACAACUUGAAACUAAAAACCCAUCUCACAAUUAAAAGAGACAUCGGUUCAAACAGAUGCCCGUUGAAAGCUUCGCUUGUCGGUAUCAUGCAAGAUAUGCCAACAGAAAUCAAUGAUGAAAACGCGAUAAUUAAUGUGCUAGUUGAAGAUUAUGCUGGACAAAAUUAUAGCUUCAUUAUUAAAAUAGUAUUUCUUUAUCGUAACACCAGAUUCAAACACUUGAUGAAUAAUACUCGAUCAACCGAAUCAAUGCUUUUUAUCGUAGGUCAAAUGGAAAUCAUUGAAAAAGAUCUAUACAUAUAUGCUGUUGAUAUUUUCUAUGUCAAUAUAAAUUAUGAAAUAAAGAGAAAAGUCUUAGAAUCGGAAAAUUCUCAACUGACAAAGAGAUUAUACAGAUCUGUUUGUUCAAAACUUCUAAUUGCACACCAGAAUGUUAAUGAAAAUACAUCUGAAAUUUCUGAAACUACAAAUUCGGAUGCGAAUAAGGAAAAGGAUGAAUCUACAUCUAAUUUAACUAUCGGAAACUCUAAUUCAACAAGACAUACAAGGGUAGAGGAUGAAAAAGACAAUUACAUUGAAAAUACUGACUUAUAUGGCGAAAAUAUAAAUAACCAUGAUGAUGAAAACGUAAACAAGAACGACGAAUAUGAAAAAAUCACUAACGAUGAAAAAAAAAAGUCUACAUGCAAUUUUGAAAAAUCAAACAAAGGCAAAGAAAAGAUGAUCCAACCAACAAUUCAUAAUACUAGAAAACGAACCGAAUUAGCUAAAAAUGCGAAUUAUAAUGAAAAAACAUAA
Messenger RNA from Dentiscutata erythropus, 1038 nucleotides. The record is from the annotation of a GenBank genome assembly. NCBI's taxonomy places the organism in Eukaryota, Fungi, Glomeromycota, Glomeromycetes, Diversisporales, Gigasporaceae.